Molecule: messenger RNA, 1679 nt
Organism: Anopheles coluzzii
Lineage: Eukaryota; Metazoa; Arthropoda; Insecta; Diptera; Culicidae
Gene: Idh
Product: isocitrate dehydrogenase [NADP] cytoplasmic
Exons: 2
Coding region: 183-1424 (413 amino acids)
Biological process (GO): isocitrate metabolic process
Cellular component (GO): mitochondrion; cytosol; peroxisome
Molecular function (GO): NAD binding; magnesium ion binding; isocitrate dehydrogenase (NADP+) activity
Source: RefSeq, a predicted model, not a curated record
AUUCUUCGUUCGGAUCCGGUCAGUGGCGGUCACGUCGUCGUCGUCGGGUGUCGUGUAGCUCUCUGUGGUAUCGUUCGGUGUCGCUUGAUCGUGGCAAGCUUAUUUCCAUAGCAUUCCUGUUGCCAGCGCUGUGAUUCUGAUUUCCGUUUGUACAGAGCCAGCAUACAUUAGUGCACAUCGAAAUGGCGUCGAAAAUCAAGGCCGGACCCGUGGUGGACAUCCUGGGCGAUGAGAUGACGCGCAUCAUCUGGGACUCGAUCAAGGAGAAGCUGAUCCUCCCGUUCCUGGACAUUGAGCUGCACACGUACGAUCUCGGCAUCGAGCAUCGCGACGCGACGAACGAUCAGGUCACGAUCGACUGUGCGGAAGCGGUGAAGCGGUACAACGUCGGCAUCAAGUGUGCCACCAUCACGCCGGAUGAGGCGCGCGUCGAGGAGUUCAAGCUGAAGCAGAUGUGGCGCUCGCCGAACGGCACGAUCCGCAACAUCCUGGGCGGUACGGUGUUCCGCGAGGCGAUCAUCUGCAAGAACGUGCCGCGGCUGGUGCCCGGCUGGGAGAAGCCGAUCAUUAUCGGGCGCCACGCGCACGGCGACCAGUACAAGGCGACCGACUUUGUGGUGCCGGUGCCGGGCAAGCUGGAGAUGAAGUUCACGCCGGCCGACGGUAGCGAACCGACCACGUACGUGGUGAACGAGUACAAGAGUGCCGGUGUCGCGAUGGGCAUGUACAAUCUGGACGAUUCGAUCCGCGACUUUGCGCACUCGUCGUUCAAGGUGGCGCUGGACCGGAAGUUCCCGCUGUACCUCAGCACCAAGAACACGAUCCUGAAGAAGUACGACGGCCGGUUCAAGGACAUCUUCCAGGAGAUUUACGACAAAGACUACAAGAAGCAGUUCGAGGCGCUCGGCAUCUGGUACGAGCACCGGCUGAUCGACGACAUGGUCGCGUACUGCAUGAAGGCGGAGGGCGGGUUCGUGUGGGCGUGCAAGAACUACGACGGGGACGUGCAGUCGGACACGGUGGCGCAGGGUUUCGGGUCGCUCGGUCUGAUGACCUCGGUGCUGGUGUGCCCGGACGGGCGCACGGUCGAGUCGGAGGCGGCCCACGGUACCGUGACGCGGCACUACCGCCAGCACCAGCAGGGCAAGGAAACGUCCACCAAUCCGAUCGCGUCGAUCUUCGCGUGGACUCGCGGGCUGCUGCACCGGGCCAAGCUGGACGAUAAUGCCGAGCUGAAGCGGUUCGCCGAAACGCUCGAGAAGGUGUGCAUCGACACGAUCGAGUCGGGCUUCAUGACCAAAGAUUUGGCCAUCUGCAUCAAGGGUAUGGCGAACGUGAAGCGCACCGACUACAUGGAGACGUUCGAGUUCAUGAACAAGCUGGGCGAAAAUCUGCAGGCCGCGUUGACGCAGAGCCGGCUUUAAAGGGAGGGAAGUGUGCAACCUUUUUUUUAUGUCCUGGUUGGGUGGGAGGCAGUGUGUGGACAAAAGCCCUCGCCACUAGCCCUUACUUAGCAUUUACCUUUUCAACACACACACAACAAAGCGCAGCGUUUUUUGGUGCAUUCAUUCACAUCCUGUCGUCUUAUUAAUUUGUAUUCGUGGUUAAGCAUUGGAGAGGUGAUUUUCACUGGUAUAAGCGAUAAAUAAACCAUUUUUGGGGCAUUUAUAAGAAACGUA